Molecule: messenger RNA, 4229 nt
Organism: Pseudoliparis swirei
Lineage: Eukaryota; Metazoa; Chordata; Actinopteri; Perciformes; Liparidae
Gene: znf526
Product: zinc finger protein 526
Exons: 8
Coding region: 631-3846 (1071 amino acids)
Biological process (GO): regulation of transcription by RNA polymerase II
Cellular component (GO): nucleus
Molecular function (GO): DNA-binding transcription factor activity, RNA polymerase II-specific; RNA polymerase II transcription regulatory region sequence-specific DNA binding
Source: RefSeq, a predicted model, not a curated record
CCAAUCACAGAUCCGUAAACGUCCACACUACCGCAGAGGGCCGGGCUUCGUGUCACACGAAUGGAGGCGAUCAGCGGGCAAACGUUUCAUUUCACGCAAUGAAAUGCGGUUUCCCACGGACACUGUUUAACAUUUCUACAUUUCCAUGCCACAGACGAUGAUGCGGGACCAGCAAAAAAGGGCGCUCGUCUUCGUGUGACCGAAGGGCGACGAGCACACGCGGCAUCGUCCAACGAGAGUACAUGAGAACCAAAAGGGAAGAAGGGCCCGCCGCCGCAGCCUUAGAGCUUCGGGAAAAAGUGGGUAGCGCCGCCUGACGGGCCGCCAGACGAACCGGGGAGCCGCCGUCAGGAAACCGCGGUGCUGAGAAACAGGUCUGCAAUAUCGGAGGGAGCGCCGCCAACAGCUCUCCUUAUGCCAUCACACACACGGCAAACACAUAAGAGACACGUUUGUGUGGCGACGGGACGAAGAUUAGUGUGCUCUGACACGAACCUUCAUUGACUGGACACAGCACUGUGGAUUCAGUUCAACGCCUCAGCACCUGUCAUACAGCGUCUUUCGUGAAGCACUUGGACAAUAUAUAAGACGAACCACAUUUUAAUACACGCAACCACACUGGACACCAGCAUGGACGAGCAGCAGGAGCAGGAGGAGGAGGAGGCGGAGGGGGUGUAUGUGGAGCACCAGUACAUGUGCAGUGAGUGCCACCAGCUCUAUAACACCCUCGAGGAGGUGCUGAUCCACCAGCAGAUCCACACUGGCCAAGAGGGAGACGGAGAGUUGGGGGAGGUCAUGACCUUCCAGGGUGUCGCAGAGAUGGGGCAAACCCAGCAGUACCAGUGUCUGGAGUGUGGGGCCCUCCUCAUGAACCCGGAGGAACUGCUGCAGCACCAGGAGAUGCACAUGAGAGAGGCGGGGAUGGAGGUGGAGCAUCAAGAGCUGUGUGAGGUUUUGGAGACAGAAGAAGGGUCUGAGGGUCAGCUGUCCGGGCCUGUUCAGUACCAGUGCCUCGACUGCCUGUCUCUGUUCGACUCGCCUGAGACGUGGCUGGAGCACCGGCGGACCCACAGCCGGAGCAGCACACACAGCAACACCGAGACCGUGGAGUAUGUGCUCCAGCCGGACGGCACCAUCACGCCACUGAACAACAUGCAGAACUACGUACUCAGUGAGCAGCAAGCCGGGGAGAUCUUGGCCCAGGUCCUCGCUCAGCAGCAGCAACAGCAACAGAUGAAACUCCAGUCCAAACAUUCCGCGCCCCCCCGCUCCUCCCUGCUGCCCCCCGUGACAGCUGUCCCUGGCUCUGCCACCAUGCACCUGCAGAUUCUCACGGCUCGAGCUCUGGCGGACAACUCGAGCGCCCCCGGCCAACGCCGCUCCAAGCUGCCCCCUCUGUUGCCCGCAAUGGGCCGGGGCGGGGACCAGAGGCUGGAGUUAAGGUUGGCCCCCAGUGUCCCGGAUGACACCCAGCAGCCAACAGAGGUGGUGGUCAUCCACCCGUAUGAGUGCUCAGAAUGCUCCCUUCUCUUCCAGACCCCGGAGGACUUCCUCCAGCACCAGGGAGAGCACUUCCUGGGUCAGGACAAGGAGAGUGGAGAGCCAGGCGUCAUGAGUGGCUUCGAGGAGGUGCGAGGGAGGGAGGAGACGGCGGAGAAGGGGGAGGACGUUAGGAUGAGGGUAGCGGAUAAGAAAGCGGCCGUCUGGGCCAAGUCCCAACAGUGCGAACUCUGCAAGCACACCUUCACCUCCGUCAACCGGCUCGCCGCUCACAAGCGCGUGCACGAGCAGGGCACGCACGAAUGCCCGGAGUGUGGCAAAGUGUUCAAGAAGGCGACGUCACUGCAGACGCACAUGCGCACGCACUCGGGCGUGGCCAGGUACUUGUGUGUGGACUGCGGCAGCGGCUUCACCACGGAGAUGACGCUCAUCAUGCACAGGAAGUCCCACAUCGCAGAUCCCCUUCACAAGUGUCAGUUCUGCAACAAAACAUUCACCAACAUGACCAAGUACCUCUACCACCGGAGGACCCACCUCAACCGCGACUCGCCCGGCACGCCCGCCCCCGUCUCCAUGUCCUCAGCUCCCAUGAGAGCGUCGCUCUCUGCACUCGCCAUUCUACGGCGAGCGAGAGAGAGGAGUUCUCUCACUGAGGAGGCAAAGGGCAACCUGCUGGCCCCGCUCUCUGAAGAUGAGAUGGAAACAAUGGGGGAAGAGGCCAUUCAGAGUUCUCAGAGCACAGUGGUGGUGGGUGAAGUGGGAAAUGGAGGGGAGGGCGACGACUUGGAGGCGGCUGCCCCACUGGAAGCAAACGCAGACGCCCCCCAACGGGUGGAGGACGCCACCGAGUCCGGCUCGGCUACAAACCGCGUUCCCCCCGACGACCCCGCCGUUUGCGUCGCAGCCGAAGCCGGAGCCGCUUCGGCCGCGUCCGCCGUCCCCUCUGACAAAGGGCUGUUCUCUUGCCGCUCGUGCCCCAAGAGCUUCCUCUCGCCGCUGCAGCUCGUUCACCACCGCCGCAGGUCCCACGUCGCCGAGCGCAGCUUCAGCUGCGGCGUCUGCGGCAAGUCGUUCAAGAAGCAGAUCCACGUGCGCAACCACAUCCGCAUUCACACCGGCGAGCGGCCCUUUCAGUGCUCCGACUGCGGCAAAACCUUCUCGUCUCUCGCCAACCUGACGAGGCACAACCUCAUCCACUCCGGCGUGCGUCCGUACCGCUGCGACGUCUGCCACCGCUCCUUCUCGCAGUCCUCCAACCUCCGGCAGCACAGCCGGCUGCACGCCGGCGCCGCGGCGCUGUGCUGCGCCGAAUGCCCCGCCACCUUCCGCUGGCCCACCAAGCUGGCGGCGCACCGCUACACUCGGCACGCCGGGGCGCCGGCCCCGUUCCCGUGUCCCCACUGCGAGAACGGCUUCCUGACCAGGAGGCAGCGGGACGGCCACCUUCUGGAGCGGCACCCGGCGCUGGUGCAGGCCGCCACGGGGGUCGACGCGGGCCAAGGCGACCGGGCCGAGUCGGGCCGAGACCCGGCGGAGGCGGAGUCGGGCGAUCCGGCCGGUCUCGUGCGCGGCGGCCUAGAUUGUAAUAUUUGCGGGAAGAAGCUCAAUUCUCCCGCCAACCUCCGGCUCCACAGGUUGAGCCACUUCGCCGCCGCCGCCGGGCGGCCGCGCGGCGCCGCCGGGCUGCGGCCCAAAGCCCACCAGUGUCUCACCUGUGGCAAACUGUUUGUGUCGUCCUCCGGAGUCGCGCUCCACCAGCGGGUCCACACCGGCGAGCGGCCGUUCCCGUGCAAAGUGUGCGGCAAGUGCUUCCGCCAGAACACGCACCUGCGCGAGCACCUGCGCACGCACUCGGGCGAGCGGCCGUUCCGCUGCGAGGUGUGCGGCAAGGGCUUCAUCCAGAGCAUGCACCUGGCCGAGCACCGGCGGACGCACACGGGCGAGCGGCCGCACGUCUGUCCGCAGUGCGGCAAAGCCUUCAAGACCUUCUCCAAUCUGAGGAACCACAAGAAGACCCACGCCCGGCAGCAGCGGCUGGACCAAGAGGCCGCCGCCCGGGGGGCCGCCGCGGAGGAGGCCAGCUCUGCUGUGGCGGUGGCGGACGCGUCGGUAGUGGAAGUCGCUAACGGGCAGCCUCAGCUCAUCCAGAUCCAGGCCUCAGAUCUUCUGCAGACUCGGGGCACUCCCACGAUCGUGUGCAACGAGUUCGGGGAGACCAUCGCCAUCAUCGAGACCAGCGAGGGAGAAGUGCUGCCCCUGGAGCAGGCCUUGGAGAUCUACCACAGCGCGCUGGAGAACGGCCUCGCCAUGGACACGGGCGCCAUGGAGGGGCUGCAGCUCCUCUGAGCACGACGGGACUCGCAAAAUACGUUAUUCUGCCAAGUUGAUGAGUUCAGUGUCUUAAAACUGACUGACAAAGACUAAUUGACUACUGAGAGGUUGAGUCCAGAUCGUUAUGGACUGAGUGGAUAUGGAGUUCAGCCAUCAGACCAAAGUAACUCAUCCUCCGUCUUUUACUAAGCUAUGAGCGGGAUUACAGUUUAUUUGAAUAACGCGUAGUGAAAGGCAGGAUGUGGCAUUCAUGACGAAUGACUUUGAUUGUGCCUCGGAUGACAUUUGUUCGAUUCAUUUUUAUCAUUUAUAUGAAAUUAAUGUGACUUUUCCUCUGUUUAAAGGUUUGGUUGUGCUGUUGUAAAUAAGUGAAAUCAAUAAAUGUUUUUUCAUGGUGA